AUGGCCGUCAAACCAAUUGUUGGCGUACGUCCCGACCCCGACCCCCACGAGUCCGAGGGCCGCUGGGGCUCAAUAGCCGCGGAUCUGAAGGGAUCAAACGAGCUUGACGCAAGUCUCGGAUUCGCCAUGGGCAACGUCUUCUGGCACGGAUUCCACAUGCCCCGCACCAACGCCCGCGACAUCCACUACAAGAAGCUCGAGGACGAGCGCGCAUCGCGAUUGGGCUAA
Molecule: messenger RNA, 228 nt
Organism: Diaporthe citri
Lineage: Eukaryota; Fungi; Ascomycota; Sordariomycetes; Diaporthales; Diaporthaceae
Exons: 3
Coding region: 1-228 (75 amino acids)
Source: RefSeq, a predicted model, not a curated record